Molecule: messenger RNA, 2517 nt
Organism: Sipha flava (yellow sugarcane aphid)
Lineage: Eukaryota; Metazoa; Arthropoda; Insecta; Hemiptera; Aphididae
Product: tubulin polyglutamylase TTLL4-like
Exons: 21
Coding region: 1-2502 (833 amino acids)
Biological process (GO): protein polyglutamylation; microtubule cytoskeleton organization
Cellular component (GO): cilium
Molecular function (GO): tubulin binding; tubulin-glutamic acid ligase activity
Source: RefSeq, a predicted model, not a curated record
AUGGAUAUUGAGAAUAGAAACUAUAAAAAUAUAAAAAAAGUAAUAAUUAAAAUUAAAAAGAAAGUUAAUACUUCAAAUAAAGCUUCUGCGUUCCCUAUUAAAUUAUUGAAUAAUCAUAAACUAAAUUUAUCAGUACCGUUGACAUCUAAAAAUACUCAAAAAACACUUGGUGCUAAUCUAUAUCAAAAUAUAGAUCUUAGUUCAGAAAGACUUCUGAAAUUAGCCCCGUAUCCAAUCUUAGAUACUGAUCCUGGCUUGAAAAAUUUAAAUUUCUCAAGUAAAUUAUCCAGAUAUCCUCAUUCAAUAGAUACUCAAAAAACACUUAGUGCUAAUCUACAUCAAAAAAUAGAUCUUAGGUCAGAAAGACUUUUGAAAUUAGCUUCGGAUCCAAUUUUAGUUACUGAUCCUAGGUUGAAAAAUUUAAAUAUCUCAAAUAAAUUAUCCACAUCUCCUCAUUCACUAGAUACUCAAAAAACUCUUGGAGCUAAUCUACAUCAAAAUAUAGAUCAAAGUUCAGAAAGACUCCUGAAAUUAGCUCCGUAUCCAAUCUUAGGUACUGAUCCUGGCUUGAAAAAUUUAAAUUUCUCAAAUAAACUAUCCAGAUCUUUACAUUCAAUAGAUACUCAAAAAAUACUUGGUGCUGAUCUACAUCAAAAGAUAGAUCUCAGUUCAGAAAUACUUCCGAAAUUAGCUCCGGAUCCAAUCUUAGGAAAUUGCGAACAAGAAAAUAUUUCUGAACCACAUUCAGCCCUAAGAUUAAGUUUAUUUUCAAGUGUACCUCCAUACAUACGAUUUUCUUCGCAUGAUGUAAAAGGUGAAUCAUUUCCAAUAGCUUUGAAAGUACUGCUGAAAUGGGAAAUAAAUUGCAUGACUCCAAUUGUUGUACGUCAUACCAUUCAAAACAGUGAUUUUAAAUUAGUGGGAAAAUCUAAUGAUUGGUUUGGAACAUGGGGUAAACAUAUGAAAUCGUUAAAUUUUAAAACUCUUCGUGAUCAACAAAAAUUUAAUCAUUUUCCGGGAACAUUUGAAAUUGGACGUAAAGAUAGAUUAUGGAAAAACUUACAUAGGCUCAUGUUGAUAUAUGGUAACGAUCAAUUCGGUAUUAUACCUACAUCAUACAUAUUACCUCGUGAUGUUAGAAGUUUAAAACAAGUCUGGAAGAAAAAUGAUAAAUGGAUUGUUAAACCGCCAGCAUCUGCUAGAGGAACUGGAAUUUGUGUGAUAUCAAAAUUAAGUCAAAUACCAAAUAAUGAACAUUUAGUUGUACAAAGGUAUAUUGACAAUCCUUAUUUAAUCAAUGAUACAAAAUUUGAUUUAAGACUAUAUAUCCUCAUUACUUCAAUCAAUCCUCUCCGGCUUUAUCUAUAUGAUAAUGGGCUUGUACGAUUUGCUUCAGUCAAGUACUCAUCUGAUCUUACUACUAUAUCUGAUCGAUAUAUGCAUUUGACUAACUACAGUAUAAACAGACUCAGUAGUCAGUAUACUCAAAAUGAAGAUGCUGAUGCAUGCCAAGGACAUAAAUGGACAUUGCGAUCAUUGUGGACUUACAUGGAAAAAGAGCGUAAAAUUGAUGUUAAAAAAUUAUGGGAUAGUUUGGCCGAUUUAGUUGUUAAAACAGUAAUCAGUGGUGAAUUGCCUAUGAGCCAAAUGUGUUCAUCAAACCUAGGCAACCGAUACAACGCAUAUGAGUUAUUUGGGAUUGAUGUAUUGUUUGAUGAAAAUCUAAAGCCUUGGAUAUUAGAAGUUAACAUAUCUCCUUCUCUUCAUACUUCUUCUCCACUUGACGUAGCAGUCAAAGGGCCAUUAAUUAAAGACUUAAUGAAUGUGGUUGGUUACCAUAUACCAAAUAAAAUGUCACUUACUACGAAUAAUAUAUUACUCAAAAUGUUAGGAGUCAAUUCACCACUAUGUUAUGAUAAAAGAUUAUAUACAUUUAAUUUAUCAGCUAAAGAAAGAAAAAAACAAGAAUAUUUUGCAAAUGUUGAAUCUAGAGAAAAAUAUAUUGACACCAUAUUAGAAGAUCUUUUACCAGAUGAUGUUCGACAUCUUAUUACAUAUGAAGAUGAACUUACUGAAAUUGGAUCAUUUCAAAAAGUGUUUCCAACUACUUCAUCCUUUAAAUAUCAUGAAUUCUUUGAUGGUCCCAGGUAUUAUAAUAUGCUUUUUGAUGCAUGGGAAUGUAAAUAUAGUAAUAAAAGAGAAGAAGGUAUUGCUGUGUUAGAAAAAUUGUGUCAGUUAAAAGUUCAUUUAGAAGUGUCAGACAUCAACGAAGAACAACCAAAAACUUGUGACACUCUCCAAAAUACACAAAUGGAAGUUGAAAUAUCAGAUAUUGAUAAAUUGAAUGACCAUCAACAAACGAAAUUUCUCGAGAGGCUGGGGAAUAUUCCCUGUUCCCGUGAACAUUCCUUGGGGAAUAUUCUUAGUGGCACAUCACUAGUCAUGAUCAAAAAAUGUAUGAUAACAUUUGCUAGCAGUGAAGUAAGCCUAAAAUUAUGGUGACCAUACGUACUCUUU